AUGGGAAAUUUGUUAGGUAAAAAUAAAAAGCAUGAGUCUCAGCAAAACCAUUCUUCAAGGAAUGAUAAAGAAAAAGGUGGAAGAAUCUCUUCUUCUAAUUUUCAAACUCAAAAUCAAAAACCUAUCUCAUUACCACUUCCACCACCACAAGUUGCUUCUUCAAUGUCUAAAAUAUCAAGUUUUGGUAAACAGGAUUCUGGACAAAGCUCAAAAACCAUGAAACCUACCAAGAAAUAUGCUUUGAUUCCAGAUAAUUUCACUACUCUUGAACAGGUUAUUGCGGCCCUUAGGAAAGAAGGUUUAGAGUCAUCAAAUCUCAUCCUUGGAAUUGAUUUCACAAAGAGUAAUGAAUGGACUGGUAAAGUCUCAUUCAAUAAUAGAAGCCUACAUGCAAUUGGAGAAACACCUAACCCCUAUGAGAAGGCCAUAACAAUUAUUGGCAAGACUUUGGCUCCCUUUGAUGAUGAUAACUUGAUUCCAUGCUUUGGUUUUGGUGAUGCUACUACACAUGAUCAACAAGUAUUCAGCUUUCAUAGUGAUCAUUCCCCUUGCCAUGGCUUUGAGGAAGUUUUGGAUUGCUACAAAAAAGUUGUUCCAAACUUGAAACUCUCAGGACCAACUUCUUAUGCUCCUGUGGUUGAGGCUGCAAUAGACAUAGUUGAGAAAAGUCAUGGCCAAUUUCAUGUCUUGGUUAUCAUUGCAGAUGGCCAAGUUACAAGAAGUGUAGAUACUGAUGAUUAUGAAUUAAGUCCUCAAGAAGAGAAGACAAUCAAAGCAAUUGCUAAUGCAAGUGCAUAUCCGCUUGCUAUAGUUCUGGUUGGAGUUGGCGAUGGACCUUGGGAAGACAUGCAAAAGUUCGACGACAAGAUUCCAGCUCGCGAUUUUGAUAACUUUCAGUUCGUUAAUUUCACGAAGAUUAUGUCUAAAAACACAAGCCCUGCCGAGAAAGAAGCAACUUUUGCUCUAGCAGCUCUCAUGGAGAUCCCUUUCCAAUACAAAGCAUGCAUCGAAUUUCGAAAACUUGGACGCGUCACAGGAAGAGCAAAGAGAAUAGUUCCAAAAGCUCCUCCUGUUAUUUAUUCUCGUCCUGCACCGACCAUUUCGACAGCACCACCCAUCUCGACAGCACCACCACCACCCAUCUUGACAGCACCACCACCACCAACAACAACAGAUGAACAAAAUCAAUUUGCUUGUCCUGUUUGUCUGACUGAAGGAAGAGAUUUGGCGUUUGGAUGCGGGCACAUGACUUGCAGAGAUUGUGCAUCAAAGUUAAGUCAUUGUCCAAUAUGUAGAGUCAGGAUCACUAGUCGUCUUAGAGUAUACAGUGGCUGA
Messenger RNA from Vicia faba (fava bean), 1335 nucleotides. Lineage: Eukaryota; Viridiplantae; Streptophyta; Magnoliopsida; Fabales; Fabaceae. The record is from the annotation of a GenBank genome assembly.